This is a messenger RNA of Puccinia graminis f. sp. tritici CRL 75-36-700-3, 1663 nucleotides long. RefSeq lists its product as uncharacterized. The record is from RefSeq and is a predicted model, not a curated record. Bases 232 to 1443 code for a protein of 403 amino acids. The transcript has 2 exons. NCBI's taxonomy places the organism in Eukaryota, Fungi, Basidiomycota, Pucciniomycetes, Pucciniales, Pucciniaceae.
AGCCAGAAACCAGUUGAUUGGUCAAAAGUUUUGAGAUGAUGAUACACAGCUGUACAUAAACUAGUCUCAAUUCGCUCAAAUCUUCUCAGACGAACAGGUAACACGAUAUGGAAUUGGAAAUUCAAGUUGGUCCGUCUAGACUCAAGUUCCAAGAUCAAGCCCUUGCACUUCAUUCGGCACUUCUCCUGUGUGCAGCCAGGACCAUCCCGAGACCACCGUUAUGGAGGAAACAUGAAGAAUUCAACCACUAGAACGUCGGACGGAUCGGGAGCACAGCUCCAGUACCUCGGAGAAUUAGUCAUACAGGGUUUCACAAACUUGGACCAUAAAUAUGGCAGGCAACGGACGUCUACUCGAGAAGCACCCUGGACCCAUCCUGUCAAUGAAGUGAACUCGAAGGAAGUUCUCUACGAACGGUUACUUUCGACCAAUCUACCUCGUUUAAAGGAUCAAGUCUACACUAUCUUAGCAACGUUGGAGCCCGUGAGCAUGAAGGAAAACCCCGAGUCAAGCCUUAGGCGCGUUCUGGAGAUCCAACCAGAACUCGAUUACAACAUCACUCAAAUCGACUCUGCCUUUCUCCACCUCUGUCCGGAGUCCUCGUCUGCAUGCGACCAAACCGAUGACCAACAUCUCAAACAAUUCAAGGCGUACAGUCUUGUCGAGCUCAAAAAGGAAUUUGUUUUCGCACUUGACUGGAUCUGCUCUGCCUUUCGAGCCGCUCCCGAGCACAUCAAAGAUAUGAGGCUCUCAACAGGGGGAUGCUUUGUGGAUGAUGAAUUUGAUAUGUCUGGUCACAAAGAAUAUACCGAAAAGGCAGUCUAUUGGAUCCAGCACACUAUCAUACACUCCCAAAGAUCUGAGAUGGAUGCGAUCGAAGAGCAGGGGAAAAGUGGGGUUCGCACGAUUGAUAGUCUACUAAUCGAUCUCAUCAGUCUGUUCACCCCAACUGCUCCGAUGGGAUUUGCCCAACUCUCCCCAUUGAGACGUCAAUCUUUCAUCGACCUCGCCAAGUUGACAGUACCGAUCAUGAAGCUGUUGAAGUUAUUUUUCAAGAAACUAUUCCACAUCGGCAUCAACGGUUGCAGAGCGUUCGUAUCAUAUACACAGAUGAACUCAGAACAACUCAAAUAUUUAUGCCAAUCUUCUGAAAAAGUGAAUGGCAAACUCAGCUCAUUUAUGUAUAACUUGUCGGAUGUGGAUACGGAGUUUGGCGAUUUGCCUGUCGACAUUCGAUCGCUCGUUCAACCACUGGAACAGAUCGCUAGUUAUCUGGAAGGUCCAUUGCUCUCUAUAGUCCUUUAUCUCGUCCCCUUAGUCGAUAAUCUUCCUGAUCAGACUUACUUCCAAAGUUGGUUUUCUAUAUGGAACUCGCAAUUCAAUAUAGCCAUUCAUAAUGUCGUUCAAGCUGCCCAAACUUUUGACCAAAAUCAACUUGGAUAGUUCCCCUUCUGCCUUCAUUGCAUCAGUAUUUGGUCUAUUUUCACCACAUGAAAGCACAUUUUUUUCCCCUCAAAGUUUCUUAUUUUCACUGUAACUCCCUCUUGUUCAAGAGAAUGCUGUUUUCUUUUUGAUUUGGUUUAGCUGCAUGUUCAAAUGUGAAAUUCAGGGUUGGUUUUGGUCUCAAGAUUUGUUCAGUGCAUGCACCAUUUUUUGCCAUCUU